AUGGCGCCGACGCAACAAGAGUGCUUCGUCAAAGAUGUCAUCGAGCCCAUCCGCAUCUGCAGCGUAACGCGCCUGCCAGCGGAGGGCGGUAGUGAUGCCUUGCUAACGUCAUGCAAAAGCUCAAUCUGCCAGCGCAACUCAUGGAGGCCUCUACAGAUCACCCUCCCCAUGUUCGAGCUCGUCAUGGAGAAACUCAGCUUGAACGGCUCGUUACGGGAUAUCGUCUCGUGCUUCUACACGCGGAACAUGAACGUGGAAGAGGUGUUUUGUAUGCCGUAUACCGAGCGGCGAAAGGGAUCCGUGGUCGAAGCAUCGUACACAAUUCGAUACCCCGAGUACAAACCCGAAGAGGAUACGUGGGUGAUUCGUCAGACGGGUGUAUACCACCGCUGCGACGCGGCGUCUCGUCAGAGUCUCUUCGUCAUGAUCAACCCGACGCCGGACUCACAAGCCAGCAACCGAGCCAUCGAAUGGCUCUCGAGCAGGAAUGGCGCAGCAGGCUCCGAGACCGAGACGCACGAUCAUGUCUGGCUGCAUAAACUCGUCUUCGAGACAUAUUUGCCCGCGUGGAGGUUCUACAUUGCUUCAAUGGAGCGGCAGUUUCUACCGUUGUCAUACAAAACACUAAUCAACUUCAUCGACGAACCUACCACAAUGAAAGCAAGCCAUCUCACAAAACUAGCCAGCCUCGCGAACCGGUUCCAGACAAUCUCAUCAAUCUUGGAAUCGUCCGAGGAGACGCUGUCGGAGCUAUCUGCCCUCUGCAGCCACAGUCUGCUGCUGCCAAAGGGAUCAUCCAUGGAGAAUGCAGACAACGAAGUAUUACAAGAAUCAGCAUCAGAGUUUGAAAACUUCCGCCGCCAGUGCAGAGCCUUCUCGCGGACGGCGGCGGACCUGCACCACCGCGCGCAAACGACGUCGCAGCUGCUGGCCAACACGCUCUCAUUCCGGGAACAGCUCGAUUCCAGGAAGCAGAAUGAGAACAUGUUGAGAUUGAAUAAGUCGGUGGUGUUUAUUACUACACUGACGCUGCUUUACUUGCCGCCUUCGUUUAUAGCUGUGAGUACAUUCUUUGGAAUGAACUUUUUUGACAUGGACACUAUGACUGGCAAGAUUGUCGGCAGUCCGAUGAUUUGGAUAUAUGCGCUCUGCUCUGUAGCACUCACGACGCUAACCUUUGCGACGUACUACGCGAUGCGUGAAGGAAGCUACCUAAACGCUAAGAUAUUGGAGAUGAGAGACCUGGACUGGCGCAGGUUGUUGUAUCGUAGGCAGCACGACGACAAGGACGUCGAGUUAAAUAGCCUGGAGGUUUAA
Molecule: messenger RNA, 1317 nt
Organism: Colletotrichum abscissum
Lineage: Eukaryota; Fungi; Ascomycota; Sordariomycetes; Glomerellales; Glomerellaceae
Exons: 5
Coding region: 1-1317 (438 amino acids)
Biological process (GO): metal ion transport; transmembrane transport
Cellular component (GO): membrane
Molecular function (GO): metal ion transmembrane transporter activity
Source: RefSeq, a predicted model, not a curated record